Poecilia reticulata (guppy) is the source of this 930-nucleotide messenger RNA. NCBI's taxonomy places the organism in Eukaryota, Metazoa, Chordata, Actinopteri, Cyprinodontiformes, Poeciliidae. The record is from RefSeq and is a predicted model, not a curated record.
AACAUGCAGUGUUUCUGUGCCUUGCUUUUCUCAAACCCAGAUUUGGCGACGGCUACGUUGUGACAAUGAAAAUCAAGGCAGCUAAAGCAGGCUUGUGUCCAGAACUGGAGCCUGUGGAGAACUUUAUGGAGAGCUCCUUCCCCGGCUGUGUUCAGCGGGAGAAACACUACAACACGCUGCAGUAUGAAAUUGCCUCAUCCUCCCUGGCGAGGAUUUUCCAGCUGGUGGUGGCCAAUAAAGACAGGCUCAGCAUCGAAGACUACUCUGUUUCCCAGACAACGCUGGACCAGGUGUUUGUCAACUUUGCCAAGCAGCAGACGGGAGGGGACGACGAAGUGACGCUGCACAGACGAACAGCAAGAAAGGACAUGAAGAUCUCACCCGUGAAGAGGAAAUAAUGGGCAGCCACUUCUGAAUACUCAGACGAAAACAGAAGGGUUUCCCUGCAGAGCAGUGAAUAUGAUGCACAUUCCAUAACCCAGCAGCCUCGUCUCAAACUUUUGCUAACCAAGGUGUUCAUGAGUUAGUGAGGCCAUUCAUCUGCCAAGUUGGUUCCUGCAGCCACAGCCAAACUACAAAUGCCUUUGGCUCCUGAUGUGGAUUAACUUGACCUGAUAUACCAAGCAUGUGUGACUCAUGAUUAUGACUUACAGUGUCUGUUAGCCCACAGAGACUGAUGUGGAAACAGAGAAAACCGCUCGUCAGACUGAUGGGUUAUUUAAAUAUGUACAUAUUGUAUAAGUUAUGAAUUAUUAAGCUUCCUAGACUUUGUUUUGUCUAUAUUAAUAACACAAAUCUAUUUUAUUAGGCAUAUGUACAUGAAAUAUUUAUUUGUCCUCAGACUGACUGAAUGCAAAAUAUGUUUACCACUGCUUUUGUUCUGUUUGGUCAUUUGCUAAGCAUUAAAGUAUUUCUUUAUCUGCUGUGUUU